ACGCGAGUAAUCGAUAGCAGAUCAUUGCAGGGCAUCGAUGUGUUCAUGCCUGCCGACAAUCUGGGCAAGUCACUCUGCCAUGGCGCCCGUAAUGUCGCAGAAGAAUUCCCGCCGUGUUUAUCGUCACUGAGGAGACAUUCAUCGCUGCGUUUUGAUCCCGAUUGCAAUUGAUCACAUUUGACGUUAAAGCGGCCAUGACGGUGGAGCAAAAUGUCCUCCAGCAUUCUCAAAAGCACCAGCAGACGCUACUAAACCAGUUACGAGAGGUCACAGGCACCACCGACGUUCAGCUCCUUCAGCAGGCCUUGCAGGCCAGCAAUGGAGACCUGGCUGAGGCCGUCACCUUUCUGACAGAGAAGAACGCCAAGGUUCGGCAGCAAGAUGAGACCACCUACUACCAGACUUCUCAGGUGUCCGGCGACAGAUACAUCAGCGUGGGCAGUCAAGCAGACUCAAAUGUCAUUGACCUGACGGGAGACGAUAAAGAUGACCUGCAGAGAGCUAUUGCCCUCAGCCUGGCAGAGUCCAAUCGAGCAUUCAGGGAGACGGGCAUCACCGAUGAAGAGCAGACCAUCAGCAGAGUUUUGGAAGCCAGCAUAGCAGAGAACAAGGCGAGUCUGAAGCGUACCCACACGGAAGUAUGGAGCGAUUCACCCAACCCGCACGACAGGAAGAGGAUAGAUAACUGCCCCGUGGGCUUGAAAAAUGUUGGCAACACCUGCUGGUUCAGUGCCGUCAUUCAGUCUCUAUUUAACCUGCUGGAGUUCCAGAGGUUGGUGCUCAACUACUCUCCACCAACCAGGAUCCAUGAGCUGCCUCGCAACCAGAAGGAGCACAGGAACCUUCCCUUCAUGCAGGAGCUGAGGAACCUCUUCUCGCUCAUGGUGGGCUCUAAGAGGAAGUAUGUGGACCCGUCACGAGCUGUGGAAAUACUCAAAGAUGCCUUCAAGUCCAGUGAGUCGCAACAGCAGGAUGUGAGCGAGUUCACCCACAAGCUCUUGGACUGGCUGGAAGAUGCCUUUCAAAUGAAGGCUGAAGAAGACAGGGAAGAAGACAAGCCAAAAAACCCAAUGGUGGAGCUUUUCUACGGACGCUUCCUUGCUGUUGGUGUCCUGGAAGGUAAAAAAUUCGAGAACACAGAGCUGUUCGGUCAGUACCCGCUGCAGGUGAAUGGCUUCAAGGAUCUCCAUGAGUGUCUUGAGGCAGCGAUGAUCGAGGGGGAGAUCGAAUCCCUGCACUCUGCUGAGAACUCUGCGAGGUCCGGACAAGAGCACUGGUUCACGGAACUCCCUCCUGUGUUGACAUUUGAGCUGUCAAGAUUUGAGUUUAAUCAAGCACUCGGGCGACCUGAGAAGAUCCACAACAAGCUCGAGUUCCCUUCUAUGCUGUACAUGGACAGAUACAUGGACAGAAACAGAGAAAUAACCAGAAUCAAGAGAGAGGAGAUCAGGAGGUUAAAAGAACAUUUGACGCUGCUCCAGCAGAGAUUGGAAAGGUAUCUGAGCUACGGGUCUGGUCCCAAGAGGUUUCCUCUGGCAGAUGUCCUCCAGUAUGCAAUGGAGUUUGCUUCCAGUAAACCUGUGUGUACGUCGCCUGUGGAAGACAUUGACUCGUCAGCACCCCCCGGUGGUGCAACGGGACAACAGCUGCCGCCUCCAAGCGUGGCUGAGCAGGAUUCUUUGGCUCCGUCAGACAGUCCGAGCGCUGCCCCAGGCCCUGCUUCAGCCGUCACUGCAGCCCAGCAGCAGAGGGCACCCAUUCAUAAACCUUUCACCCAGUCCAGACUACCUCCUGACCUUCCCAUGCACCCGGCUCCACGCCACAUCACCGAAGAGGAAUUAAGGGUCCUGGAGGCAUGCCUGCACCGAUGGAGGAGUGAAGUUGAAUACGACACCCGAGAUCUCCAAGGCAGUAUUUCAAGAAUCCACCGAACCAUUGAGAUGAUGUACUCCGACAAAGCAAUGAUGCAGGUUCCUUACCGGCUCCACGCGGUCUUGGUCCACGAAGGCCAAGCCAACGCAGGCCACUACUGGGCCUACAUCUACGACCCUCAUCAGCAUUGCUGGAUGAAGUACAACGAUAUCUCUGUUACAAAGUCAUCCUGGGAGGAGCUGGUGCGGGACUCGUUUGGAGGUUACCGCAAUGCCAGUGCCUACUGUCUCAUGUAUAUCAAUGACAAGAAGCCAUUUCUCAUCGAAGAGGAGUUUGAUAAAGAAACGGGCCAGAUCCUGAGUGGCAUGGACAAACUUCCUCCAGACCUGAAGCAAUACGUGAAGGAGGACAACGAGCUUCUGGAUAAGGAGAUCGAGGAGUGGGAUGCCUUUCAGGCCCGCAAGGCUCAGCAGGAUAAGUUGACUCUUGCCACAGCCGCCGCUGCAGCAUCAGCAUCAGCGCCAUCCAGCACCUCCACGUCCUCCUCUUCACCACAACCUAUGAGUAUCGAGUGCAGCCCACCAGACAAUGCAGCCCCCCAGCAGGAUCCCGAGUACAUGGAGCAGCCGUCACCCACCAGUGACUCCAAGCACCUGCAGGAGGACACGGAGAGAGCCAUCUCCAGAGUGGCUGCCGAACAGGAGGAGAGGAGCCCAGAAGCAUUAUUUGUCUAUUCACUGUCCUCCCACCGCCCUCAGACUGAAGUCCAGUUGAGCCCGUCCUCGACUCCGCCUCCUGACCUUGUCACGGAGGACGAGUCCCCAGGCCACCAUACAGUAGAGGUGGCCAUUCCCAAUGUGGGGACCUUUGUCAUUGAGUCAGAAGAGGGAGGAUAUGAUGAUGAGGCAAUGAUGACCCCGAACAUGCAGGGUGUAAUUAUGGCUAUUGGCAAAUCCAGCCGAGUAUUUGAAAAGAAUGGGCCUGAGGCAGCCUUUUUUAAGGCUCUCAAGCUGGAAUAUGCUCGACUUCUGAGGUUUGCCCAAGAGGACACGCCGCCUGAGAAAGACUACCGGCUCCAGCAUGUCAUUGUGUACUUCAUCCAGAACCAAGCACCCAAGAAGAUCCUGGAGAGGACUUUGCUGACUCAGUUCGCGGACCGGAACCUGGCAUUUGAUGAGAGAUGCAAAAGCAUUAUGAACGUGGCACGUGCCAAACUGGACCUGAUCAAGCCAGAAGAGGUCAACAUGGACGAGUAUGAGACGUGGCAUCAGGACUACAGGAACUUCCGUGAGACAACCAGUUUCAUGAUAACUGGCUUGGAGCUCUUCCACAAGACAAAUUACGUGGAGGCGCUGAUGUAUCUGAUCUACUCGUACCAGUACAACAAGGAGCUUUUGGCGAAGGGGCCGUAUCGAGGGCACGAUGAAGCCUUGCUCGGUCACUACCGUCGGGAUUGUUUACUGAAAUUAAACGAGCAAGCGGCGGCCAUGUUUGAGACGGGAGAAGAGCCCGAAGUGACCACCGGCCUGGGCAUCAUGAACGAGCUGGUGGUCCCCUACAUCCCCCUGCUGCUGGUCGACGACGCUGACAAGGACCUGCUGGCGGUGGAAGACAUGAGGAACCGCUGGUGCUCCUACUUGGGACAAGAGAUGGAACCCAACCUCCAGGAAAAGCUGACCGACUUCCUGCCCAAGUUACUGGACUGCUCGGCGGAGAUGAAAAGCUUCCACGACCCCCCCAAGGUGCCCUCCUCCUCCACGCUGGAGUUGUGCGAGCGCUUCAGCCGCAUCAUGAGCACCCUUGGCAAGGUGGCCGCCCACGGCAGAUGAAGCGCCCCUUUACCCCCCCACCGGGGCCCCACCAUGGGCUUUAAAAAUCCAUGGACCUCUCUUAACCCAUGCCUUCCUUUUUUUCUAAAUCCAGGGCUCACUCGCUUUCUAGCUUAUUCCUCUGUUAGCGUUUUGCUGCUUUUAUCAUGGCGCGUAUGAUUUCACUCAUUGGACGCAACAGAGGAAGAGGACGAGGUGGACGUUGGAGGAAGUCAGCGGAGCACAAAAAGGCAAUCCUGCAGCGAAAAGCACAUUCGGCUUCGGCUUUGUGAAACAUAGUUUCAUAGUUUACCCGUGUUGUUGCUGUUUUGAUUUCCGCUCAAAUAACCCCCCCCCCCCCCCCCCCCCGCUCCCCAACCCCACCACUCUCCGCGUGUUACACUUCCGGUUGGCUUUUAUUUUUCUAAGGCAGGAAGAAAAUCUUCAGGUUUAUCAAAGUAUCUCAAAUGGGUCUCAUGUCUGCGUGGGCUGUUCCGGAAUGAGACGAGUUCAAGUGCUGUGGUGGACAGCCGUGCACUUUCUGUGGCUUGUUGAUAAAUCCAUAGAAUAAAAAUUUUAUUUAUGGCCCUUUUAGGCCAAAUAAAUACAUUUUCUUGUCUUUUUGCAUUGCAUUGCACGCAUGAAGUCGGUUUCUUUAUUAAUCACUUUUAGCACUGUCAGACUACUACAGGGCAGCUGUGUCUACAGAUGUAGUUUGCCACGGCCAGUGUGUGACUGAUGAGUGAAAUCCAUUCAUAUUAUUAUUUAUUUUCUGUACAUUAUAACGCCAGAAAACAAGCUAAUAUGAGCUAUCUUUGAGUUAGUGCUUUGCCAUGACAUAGCAAUUUAUUUCUGUAUAACGCCAGAAAACAAGCUAAUAUGAGCUAGCUUUGCAUGACAUAGCAAUUUAUGGCUGCUGUAUUAGACAAAAAGUAACGAAAAACAUGCAAAGCAAAUAUAUUUACAAAUACAAAUGUCACAAGCAAGAUGGAGCAGGCCUUAUCUGAAGCGUGAUAACAUUUAUUUCCCUUUUCUGUGCAUUAUAUCGCUAGAAGACAAGCUAAUAUGAGAUAACUUUGCCAUGACAUAGCAAUUCAUGGCUGCUGUAGUAGACAAAAAGUCACGAAAAACAAGCAAAGCAAAUAUGUUUACAUAUU
Molecule: messenger RNA, 4837 nt
Organism: Doryrhamphus excisus (bluestripe pipefish)
Lineage: Eukaryota; Metazoa; Chordata; Actinopteri; Syngnathiformes; Syngnathidae
Source: RefSeq, a predicted model, not a curated record